AUGGAUCAACUUAAAAAGAAAAUAAGCUCAAUGAAGCCAUUGAAGCAAAUGGCUGCCACAACAGCUGAGAGAUAUGAAUAUAAAAUAAUGGCCUUGCGGGAACAAGAUAAGCAAAGAUUGAAUGAAUUACAGUUGAGCCAUAAAGAGCUUUCAGAAAAACUCACAUCUCUUCUAAGAAGUCAGCAUGAUGCUGAGUAUUCCAUGAAGAGAUUGAUGAAGGAAAUAGAAAACAUGCAAUCAAAAUAUCAAGAACAGGUCAAUCAACGUCGGUUCUUAGUUACUAAGAUAAAUGAUCUACGUUUUCAAAUGGAGAAGCUGGAAGAAAUCAAAGCCCAACGCCAUGAAGACCCACAAGAAGAUCCUGUCACCAUUAGAACUGCUAUCAGGGAGGCACGUGAGCGGGAAAAAAUAUCCAGUCAAAAAAUAAAUGAAAUGAUUGCUAAUUAUUCGGAUCUCAUACCACAACCCCAAUAUGCUGAACUUGAAGAAAAAUAUAAAGAAAUUAGUGAAAACCGUGAGAAAAUUUUGAAUGAAUUCAAAUCAAUGCAAAACAAACAGAGUGAAUUAUUGGCUGUUCAUUCAAAACUGACAGAGGAGCGAAAUUACUAUUAUGUUGAAUGUGAGAAACUAAAAAGGAUUGAAGUAGCUACAGAUCACUGGAAUAAAUGCAUUGAUUACAUAAAUGGAGGUCAGACAAGUUGGCAGGAAGUGUCUUCAGGAUUGUCUUGUCAAUGUCUGCUUGAGAUUUUGCAGGAAAUGAUCAAUGAAAAUAGUGGUUGUAUAACAAUCACCAAUAGCAUUGCUAUAGAACAUACUGUCCUUCCUGGAUUGGGCCUAGAUCCAAAAGUGCCUGCAUUUUUAAGAUAUGAAGGUGAAGUGCAGAGCUAUAGAAUGUUUGUUCGAGAUUGUUAUCUAAUGGUGGCUGAUAUUUGGGCAGCCAGAAUGAGAGAGACACAGGCUAAGUCUAAACCUUUAAUUGAAUUUUUUAAUGACUAUCUGAAACAACUAUUUCCAACUGCUGCAGAAAGGAUCAAGUGGGCAUACACUUUUAAUACUGCCUGCCAAAAAUUGGCACACAACUAUGACAAUAUUAACCUGUUUCUGGAAAUCCUCAAUGGAAAUGUUGAUGAAAAUAUAUACUAUGCAAGACAAAACCUAUCAUCAGAUCUACUUCUUACAUUACAAGCAGCUGAAAAAAGGAGGCAGGAAGAAAAGAAUGAGGAUACUGUAGAACCACCAGAUGUGGGUUUCCUGACUCAGAAAGAAUUCAGUGAAGAACUUGUGCAAUAUUUCGGUAUCACACACCAAGAGGAUAUGCUUUUUCUGUUAAAGAUGGCCUUACAGCAACUGCAAACAAAGGGCAACAUAGAAUAUACAAAGCUUUUUCUUCUGGACGACGAAGGUGAAGUUGGUUUAUUCUUAACAGCAGUUUUAGAUUGGCAGCAUGAAAUGCAGACAGAAUUUAUUAAUAAAUUACGUCAUAGUGGACAUAGCAGUUCACUCAGUGUAUCCCAAUUUAAAAAAGCUCUUCACAAAGUGGGUUCAAAUUUGGACACUCCUUGUAUUGAUAGAUUGGUUGGCUGGGUGUUUGAAAGCUCAGCUGAAGAUUCAAAUUCUACACUGCCUGCUAAUGACAUUUGUGACAAAUUAAAAUCUACAUUCAUCCCACUUUUUCCCAAAAAAGCACCUAAAAAACCUAGAGCUUAG
Messenger RNA from Acanthosepion pharaonis, 1707 nucleotides. The record is from the annotation of a GenBank genome assembly. Lineage: Eukaryota; Metazoa; Mollusca; Cephalopoda; Sepiida; Sepiidae.